Nematolebias whitei (Rio pearlfish) is the source of this 3102-nucleotide messenger RNA. It is a transcript of the gene map3k9, whose product is annotated as mitogen-activated protein kinase kinase kinase 9. NCBI's taxonomy places the organism in Eukaryota, Metazoa, Chordata, Actinopteri, Cyprinodontiformes, Rivulidae. Gene Ontology annotation, biological process: protein phosphorylation. The transcript is spliced from 11 exons. Gene Ontology annotation, molecular function: JUN kinase kinase kinase activity; protein binding; ATP binding. Bases 139 to 3102 code for a protein of 987 amino acids. The record is from RefSeq and is a predicted model, not a curated record.
CAGCUGUUGGGGUUGCAGGUCUGCAUGGUGGACGCAGGUUCGGCCUCAGGCGGGUCCUCAUCUCCUCAUGGAUCGCGUCCAUGGACGUCUUGAGACCCGCGGUGGACAGCAGAGUAAGUCCCAGGACGUUAGAGACAGAUGUGUUCCGCUGGGCCGAACCGGGCCGGCGUGGCAGCCGUUUGGACCGCCGUGUUCGACUACGAAGCGACUGCGGAGGAUGAGCUCAGCCUCUGCACAGGAGACCGGGUGGAGGUCCUGUCCCAGGACUCCUUGGUGUCCGGGGAUGAGGGCUGGUGGACCGGGAUGAUAGCGGACCGGGUCGGUAUCUUUCCGUCCAAUUACGUCAGCAGACGGAGUGGCCGGAAGGAGGAGCAGGGCCUGAGGGAGAGCCAGGAGCAGCCCGUCCCUCCUCUGCACCUCCUGGAGAUCAGUUUUUCGGAGCUCACGUUGGAGGAGAUGAUCGGGAUCGGGGGGUUUGGGAAGGUCUACCGUGCCGUGUGGCGGGGCUCAGAGGUGGCAGUGAAGGCAGCCCGCCGGGACCCCGAUGAGGACGUGGCGCAGACUUUAGAGAGCGUACGUCAGGAGGCCAAGCUCUUCGCCAUGCUCAACCAUCCCAACAUCAUGGCUCUGCUGGGGGUGUGCCUCCAGGAGCCCCACCUGUGCCUGGUCAUGGAGUACGCUCGAGGGGGCGCUCUGAACCGGGCCCUUGCAGGGAAACGCAUCCCCCCGUGUGCUCUGGUGGACUGGGCGGUGCAGAUCGCCCAGGGCAUGCUCUACCUGCACGACCAGGCCGUGGUCCCCGUCAUUCACCGAGACCUGAAGUCCAGCAACAUCCUGAUCCUCGAGAAGGUUGAGAUGGAAGACGUCAGCAACAAGACUCUGAAGAUAACGGACUUUGGUCUUGCUCGGGAGUGGCACCGCACCACCAAGAUGAGCGCGGCCGGGACGUACGCCUGGAUGGCUCCAGAAGUUAUCCGCUCGUCCACAUUCUCCAAGGGUAGCGACGUGUGGAGUUAUGGCGUGCUGUUGUGGGAGCUGCUGACCGGAGAAGUUCCCUUUCGAAAUAUAGAUGGUCUAGCAGUUGCUUACGGAGUGGCAAUGAACAAACUGGCUUUGCCCGUUCCCUCCACUUGUCCUGAGCCUUUUGCACGUCUUAUGGACAGCUGUUGGAGCUCAGACCCUCACUCUCGGCCACAGUUCUCAACUAUUCUGGAUCAGCUCACAUCUAUUGAAGAGUCGGGCUUCUUUGAAAUGCCAGCAAAAUCAUUCCACUCUCUGCAGGAUGACUGGAGACUGGAGAUCCAGGAAAUGUUUGACCAGCUUAGGACCAAGGAAAAGGAGCUGCGAUCGUGGGAGGAAGAGCUGAGCCGAGCAGCACUGCAGCAGAAGUGCCAAGAGGAGGCUUUAAGAAGACGAGAGCAGGAAUUAGCCGAAAGGGAAAUCCACAUCCUGGAGCGUGAGCUCAACAUCAUCAUUCAUCAGCUUUACCAGGAGAAGCCUCGUGUGGAGAGCAGGCAGGGCAAAUUUCGCCGCAACCGCCUUAAACUCAAGGAUGGAAACAGGAUCAGCUUGCCUUCAGAUUUUCAGCACAAAAUCACUGUGCAGGCAUCUCCCACUCGUGAUCAUCGAAGGAGUUUGCUCAGCAGCAGUUCCAGCCCUCCAGCCAGUCCAUCUAUGCUGCCUCGCCUCAGAGCCAUCCAACUCACUCCAGGUGAGGGGAGCACAGAGAUGGAAAGAAAGGGGUCCAGGAAGAAAGGCCGCUCCAGAGGAUGCACCAUCUACAGGGAGCACAGCGCCGACGCCAGUGUGAAGCCCCCCCAUGAGGGCAGUAGACAGCGAUCCUGCAGCGCACCAAACCUCCGCAGAUCCCCAAGACACAGUCCAGCAGUGCCUGGGGUCCCAAGUCUUUUGGAGACAGAAAAUGAAGACAGCUGCUUCACCUCUGAGCUGGGGGCAGGCCCUUCUCCAUCCUACCUGUGUCUUCCCUUCCAGAAGGAGCCCCCCUCAGCUUCUGACCCUGACGGUGAUGGAGAUGAGUACUGUCUCAGCAGCCAGGGCCCCGAAGCAGCACCAUGCAGGAAGAGCCCAGGUGGGGGCCGUCGUUCCGAGUUGGUCCUGCUGGGUUGCGGGGCUCUGCUGGCAGCAGUCGGUUUGGGCUGCGACCUUCUGACGUUGGCCCGGCAGGAGGAGACCAUCAAACCCCGAUGGGAGGGCUUCUUUCACCGAGCAGGCGGCCCCCCAACUCGCAGACUGUUCUGGCGAGAAAGCCCGCUCAAGCCUUCAGCACCCCCUCUACCUGGUGGAAGUUUAUCCCCUUCAUAUACUCUCUUGUCCUCUAUGUCUGACUGCAACUCCACCCACUCCCUGCUGCACUCAGACAGCAAGGAGCUGCUGGUGCAACGCCCUGACUCGCCCACAUCCCAGCUCCCCCCUCUACAGGCAGCUCAUGGCCCAAUCAACUCGCUGGUCAACACUCGCAUCGAGAGCUUCAAGCGUAAUCCCCGCCAGUCUCUCACCCCCACCCAUGUUCCCUAUGUCCCCACUUCCUGUCGCAGCCUCCGCCGAACACCGUCAGAUGGAGCCAUCAAGAAGAAUUGUCCCCCCAACGGUCUGGAUCCCCUGCCAGAACAAGGAGCUUUACACAACACAGCAGCAGUCUUCAGAGCCUUAAAAGAGGAUGGUUCUGAGGUUCCUCGCCUCCCUGAUCCAAACCUGGUCUUUCCCCCAACACCUCGUCAUCGCUGUGCUCCAGAACGCCCCAAAACCUUGGACUUCCUGGUUCGACCUCGGCCUUCACCGCGAACUCGUUGUGACGUCUUCUCGGUCGAAACCAAGCCCAUGGGGACAGGACUGAGCCUGACGAAUGGCGAGUCCUCCAUCCACACAUCCAGCACAGACACUCCACCCACUUCAGAGUUUGGUAGAGACCAGGCAGUGCCUCUCACCCCCACAGAGGGCCCAACACCCUUCUCCCCCCACAGGAGUGAAAACCUGUUAGAUCAUUUGGACAAGGAACAGUGUCAGGAUGGGACGGUCCCACUCUGCAGGACACAGACCAGCCUUCACAAAGACUCGGCCGAUACAGCAGGAUUCUGGUCCUGA